Protomyces lactucae-debilis is the source of this 2772-nucleotide messenger RNA. Its product is annotated as fungal-specific transcription factor domain-containing protein. Lineage: Eukaryota; Fungi; Ascomycota; Taphrinomycetes; Taphrinales; Protomycetaceae. The record is from RefSeq and is a predicted model, not a curated record. Bases 1 to 2772 code for a protein of 923 amino acids. The transcript has 3 exons. Gene Ontology annotation, molecular function: DNA binding; DNA-binding transcription factor activity, RNA polymerase II-specific; zinc ion binding. Gene Ontology annotation, biological process: regulation of DNA-templated transcription; DNA-templated transcription.
AUGUCACUCUUUCAAGCGGCCGAUGCGCAAUACGCUAUGGACGAAACGGACGAGUAUGCCGGUGAGCAUGAAGGCGAACAAACAGCAGAGUCUAUGGCGGAGAGCAAGCGACGCCGUAUAGCGAAAGCAUGCGACAGCUGUCGUCGCAAGAAGAUCAAAUGUAGCGGAGAAAACCCGUGCAGUAACUGCUCAACGUACAGCACGCCGUGUCAUUUCACAGAUGCGCCCAAGAAGCGCGCCAUGCCGCGAAGUGCCAAGUACAUUCAAGGCCUCGAGGCGAGGUUGGGCAAGAUGGAGGCGCUCGUGAAACAGUUAUUACCAGAUAUCGAGCUGGAUGAUCAAGGUGUGGACCAAGCGAUACGGCGAGCGAAGCCUGUCCUGACACCUUUGCACACAAGUCGGCAGCCGACUAUGUCGCCUGAGCUCGACCAGGACUUGUUAGAUAGUGCGCCCACCUCGCUACAUCGGCAAGCUUCACAAGAACCAGAAGAAGAGCUGGUAGAGCAGAUGGGACACCUUUGGCAUGACUCUGACGAGGAAUACGAAGAAGCUCAAUAUACAGGGGCUGCUUCAAGCUAUAUGCCACUUGUCGGUGUGCAAGGAACUGUGCGCGACUUGACUGGUGAUGAGAGCUUUGAACAACGCAUCAAUGGGUUCAGGAAGCGAAUUAUUGCACAAGAACGCAUACUAGGAAACAACAUCAACGCAUUGCUUGAUGUGAGCAUCACAAAGAAAAUUGAGCGAUUUUUGGCCAUUUUGCCAGACCCAGCAAUCUGCAAGCUGUACAUUGAUGCGUACUUCUCAAUUUUACAUGCAGAGUUUGCAUUCAUCAACCAACGUCAGUUUCUCGAGUCGCUCGACCCUGUUACCUGGCGUCCAAAAGUACUCCAAGACAUACCCUUCCUCAGUCUUUAUCUUUUGGUCAUGUGCUUCGGCUCUCAUUUAAGUCGACAGGAUGUGUUCUACACUGAAGACCAGGACGAGGGAAUCACCUAUUUCACGUAUGCAAGGACGCUCAUGUUUAGCGUCAAGGAGUAUGGCCGCUUCACCUUUGUACAAUGUGCCAUCUUGAACGCCCUCUACCUUGAGCGUCUCGGACAGAUGAAGGAGCUCUGGAUCAUUGGUGGUGUGCUUGUUCGGUCUGCACAAGCCUUAGGGUUACAUCGCAGACACUCGGAUCCAUCUAUGGAUGAAGAAACGAAGGAAGUGCGUAAACGAUGUUGGUGGAUCAUUUAUGAUCUGGACAGCCGUAUGACGUUGCUAAGUGGCAAUCCGAGUGCGAUCCACGAUGCCGAUUGUGAUCAAGAGUUGCCUACGCUUACACCAGAGGAAAUUGCAGAAAACAACGAUGUUCGCUUUAAAGAUGGCCGACAAUUCAGUUACAGUAUUGCUGGCAUCCAGUUGGCACAAAUCAACCAUCAAAUACAUCGACGACUGUAUAGCGUACAGGCUAUUCAUCACUUGUCGCCAGAGCAAGUCCACAAGAUCGUUGCUGAAAUUGACGCGCAACUCCUUGCUUUUGCUGAAAACUUGCCAGACGAACACAAGCCUGGAGAUGGGCGCGAUAUUGAGCAGCAGCGUGAAGCUUUUACCCAGCGUUUUCAAGAUUUCCCAACCAAGCAUGCCGCCUGUCAACGCAAGGUCAUCAGGGAUUGCUACUUGAUUCCCUCGCUACGUCUCGAAUACCUACAGCUCGUCAUGCUGCUCCAUCGACGCAACACGAAGCCCAUUCUGUCACCCACUGUCGCAUCGCCAACACACGGCUCACGAGGUGGAAGUCACAGUCCGCGAGGUCAUCAGCGAGCUGGCAGCGCAUUCUCGUCACCAUCAGAGUUUAAGCUGUCCGAACGCGCUUCGCGAGCCUGCUCAUCUCAUUCCAUUGCUGUCCAAACAGCACGCACCAUCUUGUCAGAACUCUGCCAUCGUGUACCCCUCAUGACCACGAGCGGACAUAUUUUGUUGUCGCGAUUCACGUCAGCAGCGUCGCUCAUGCUCUUCAGCAGUAUCGUGCGUAAUCCUUCCUCCUCCUCUGCGCGCAAAGACUUGGAACUACUCCAGCUCACUCAUGCAGCAUUCUUGGAGCAUCACACGAGAUUCCCACCCUCGGAGGAGGACAAGAUCCCAAGGCACUUUGGCAUCCUAACGAAGAUCAUGCCAGAGAUUCUCGGCGAGUUGUGUAAAGUUAGUGCAUUGGCCAUUCAACGUGCCGGCUCGCCACGCACGAAACGUUCAGCUGAAGAGGAUGUCGGCGAUUUGCAAAGCCAAAUGCCAUCCAUUUUCGGAGAGAUGCAAGACAUGUCCAUUGCCAACCCAGGUGUUGCAUUUGAUCCAAAUUACUUUGGUCCGUUGAAUGGUGGCGUUGGUACUGCGGCGACUCUGUCUGGACCGACUUUGGCACCUGAGUACUUUCCUGACUCGAGUGGGUUGUUCAAUUUUGGAUGGCCAGUAGGAUUCAACAUGCCUGGUAUGCAAGGCUCCGGAGCGGAGAGAAAAGCACCGGCAGGUAUGGCAGGCUUGAAUCUAGCUGCUGGUCUACCUGCAUUGUCGCCUGGUUAUCUCUUUGGCCUUGCAGCAUCCUCGGGCAUUGAUCAAGGGGUACUGCAGCAAACCCCCACGGGCUUCUUGCAUCAGCCUGCCAUGUUGCAGCAGCAACAGCAACAACUGUAUGCUUCUGAUUUCCAAUCACAUUCCAUGGCGGGUGCGGAUGUAUUGAAGGACGACUAUGAUGCGCAAAACUUUUGGAACUCGUUUGGCAUGUAUCAUCAACAGUGA